AAUGGUACUCCCAACUAGUGCUUGGUCAAAUUUCCCUAUCAUCAUUAUGAUCAAUAAAAAAUAGGAUUGACAAUGAUAUAAUAUGGUUCCAAGGUCCAAGUCCAAACCCUAACAACUUAAUCAAAACCCCUCGCUGCUACUAGUAAGUAAUAUGUAAUCGAAACUCCUACUCCUACAAAAUCGAUUAAUUAAGAUUGUGCUUUUCAGUUGUUCAUCAGUAUUCAGAUCUAGCUACUAUUGUUAGGUGGUAGCAGCUGUUAGUCCCACGUUGGAGCCUGUUGAUAGGCUUUUACUAGUGUUUUUUUUUUUUUUUCCACCUGGUGAAAACCGAAAUAAAAUGGAAGGGAAUUCAGGAGGAGGAGGAGGCGGCGUAGCAGACAGAGGAGGAAACGACGUGGAGCUGGUUUGCAAAACACUUCAGGUUGAACACAAGCUGUUCUACUUCGAUCUCAAGGAGAACCCACGCGGGCGUUACCUGAAAAUCUCCGAAAAGACAUCGGCUACCAGGUCCACCAUCAUCGUCCCUUCCUCUGGCAUUUCCUGGUUCCUUGAUCUUUUCAAUUACUACGUCAACUCCGACGACCACGAUCUCUUCAGUAAGGAAUUGCAGCUCGACACUAAAGUCUUUUACUUUGACAUCGGCGAGAAUCGCAGGGGUCGUUUUUUGAAGGUAUCUGAAGCAUCUGUCAGCAGGAACCGCAGCACCAUUAUUGUGCCUGCAGGGAGUACUGGGGAUGAAGGGUGGGCAGCAUUUAGGAACAUAUUGGCAGAGAUCAAUGAGGCAUCAAGGCUCUUCAUUUUGCCCAAUCAGCAAAGUUCUGAACCUUCAGAACGUAUUGUUGGGCUUUCAGAUGAUGUUGGGGCUGGCUUCAUAUCUGGACACAGCCAGCCUACCUCAACUUCUGAAUUGAAAGUAGACAGAUCAGUUGAAUUGCCUGCACAGGAUGAACUUGGUAACAUGGGGGUUUCAAAGGUGAUCAGAGCUGAUCAGAAGAGAUUUUUCUUUGAUCUUGGGAGCAACAACAGAGGACAUUUCUUGAGAAUAUCUGAAGUUGCAGGUUCUGAUCGGUCUUCCAUCAUUCUCCCAUUGUCAGGAUUGAAGCAAUUCCACGAAAUAGUGGGUCAUUUUGUGGAGAUUACAAAGGAUCGCAUUGAAGGAAUGACUGCUGGAAAUGUUCGAACGGUGGAUCCACCUCCAAGGUGAAUGCCAGUGGAACAUGGUGAAAUAAAUAAAUAAUUCUGAUUCUGUCAAGUUUGCUCCUCCAAAGCCUCUAAUAGUUGUUUGAUAAGAGGUGCAAUUGUGCUCUUUUCAUCCCUUCUGCUCUCAUUCAAGCCUGAAAAUAAUCUGAUUUUAUAUGUUUAAUCAACAGAGAAACAUCGGAGAUACUUGUGAAUCUUAGUUUCAUGGGAAUAACAGAUUACAAUUGGAUAAAUGUAAUUUGUCAGUUUGAUAGUGUGACUUCCUCGUUACCUUCUCAAUAAUGCUUAUUUCAUGUGUGUGGGGUUUUUUUUUUUUUCUUUUUUUUCUUUUUUUUUCCUGUCUUAGAAGCAAGCACUGAUGGGAUGUAUUAAUUUCAAUUUUAAACAAAUAUUGCUUGGAAUUGUUGCAUGGUGGGUUUUUCACUGUUGUCAAGUAUUGUGUUCUACUUUGUCAGCGGAUUGCAAAACCGAAGGUUACAUUU
This is a messenger RNA of Durio zibethinus, 1682 nucleotides long. Its product is annotated as transcription factor Pur-alpha 1-like. Gene Ontology annotation, biological process: regulation of transcription by RNA polymerase II. The record is from RefSeq and is a predicted model, not a curated record. Lineage: Eukaryota; Viridiplantae; Streptophyta; Magnoliopsida; Malvales; Malvaceae. Gene Ontology annotation, molecular function: purine-rich negative regulatory element binding; DNA-binding transcription factor activity, RNA polymerase II-specific; RNA polymerase II transcription regulatory region sequence-specific DNA binding. Gene Ontology annotation, cellular component: nucleus.